UUCUUACUCUCACAUCUUUACUAACUUUAUAUUUAAUUAUUAACACUUUUCUUCAAUAGGAAGAUGGUUUGUCUUGUGGGGAUGAUGCAAUGCUUUGAUUUAGAUUCUUCAUGAAAACGAGACAGUUUGAGGUUGAUGUUCCUCUCAGUUUGUAACAAUGUGUGAUUGAUUGAUUGAAGGAGUUAUGAGAAGUUUGCAUAGGAAAGGGUACAAUUCCAUCACGGUACACUUUCACUGCAAUCCCUGUGUAAGUGUGCGUGUGUGUGUGUGUGUGUGUAGGUGUUGAUUAAUCAAAGGGUAAAUGUCGGUCAAAUGUCAUUCAUAUUCAUUAAAGGCCUACUGAAAUGAAAUUUUUUUAUUUAAACGGCGAUAGCAGAUCUAUUCUAUGUGUCAUACUUGAUCAUUUCGCGAUAUUGCCAUAUUUUUGCUGAAAGGAUUUAGUAUAGAACGACGAUAAAGAUCGCAACUUUUGGUAUCUGAUAAAAAAAAGGCUUGCCCCUACCGGAAGUAGCGUGACGUAGUCAAUUGAACAUAUACACAAAGUUCCCUAUUGUUUACAAUGAUGGCCGCAUGAAGUGAGAGAGAUUCGGACCGAGAAAGCGACGAUUUCCCCAUUAAUUUGAGCGAGGAUGAAAUAUUUUUAAAUGAGGAAAGUGCAAGUGAAGGACUAGUGGGGAGUGGAAGAUGCUGUGAGAGCCGGGGGUGACCUGAUAUUCAGCUGGAAAUGACUACAACAGUAAAUAAACACAAGACAUAUAUAUACUCUAUUAGCCACAACACAACCAGGCUUAUAUUUAAUAUGCCACAAAUUAAUCCCGCAUAAAAACACCUAGGUGUUUGUUAUGCUAGCUCCUAGCUACUAGCUCGAGCUAGUUAUAGCUCGAGCGGGUAAUAUGGACGGGAUCCUGUAUAUAUAACCCGCCAAUACAAUUCAAACACCUGCACAACACACACACUCUCUCAGCCCAAACAACCGUUCACCUAACCCAAGGUUCAUAAAGCUUAUAUAUUUAAUCAAAGUUACGUACAUGACAUGCACGUACUGGCAAGCAAUCAAAUGUUUGGAAGCGCGCGGGUGGGACCUGAUAUUCAGCUGGGAAUGACUACAACAGUAAAUAAACACAAGACAUAUAUAUAUACUCUAUUAGCCACAACACAACCAGGCUUAUAUUUAAUAUGCCACAAAUUAAUCCCGCAUAAAAACACCUAGGUGUUUGUUAUGCUAGCUCCUAGCUACUAGCUCGAGCUAGUUAUAGCUCGAGCGGGUAAUAUGGACGGGAUCCCGUAUAUAUAACCCGCCAAUACAAUUCAAACACCUGCAUAACACACACACUCACUCAGCCCAAACAACCGUUCACCUAACCCAAGGUUCAUAAAGCUUAUAUAUUUAAUCAAAGUUACGUACAUGACACGCACGUACGGGCAAGCAAUCAAAUGUUUGGAAGCGCGCGGGUGGGACCUGAUAUUCAGCUGGGAAUGACUACAACAAUAAAUAAACACAAGACAUAUAUAUACUCUAUUAGCCACAACACAACCAGGCUUAUAUUUAAUAUGCCACAAAUUAAUCCUAAUGCUAGCUCCUAGCUCCUAGCUACUAGCUCGAGCUAGUUAUAGCAAGCGAUCAAAUGUUUGGAAGCGCAGCUGUGUACUCACGUUAUCGCAACUGUGUAUCCAAAUCAAAGUCCUCCUGGUAAGAGUCUCUGUUGUCCGAGUUCUUCCAUCUUGACUGCAUCUUUCGGGAAUGUAAACAAAGAAGCGCCGGCUGUGUACGUGUUGUUGCUGACUUCCCCCGCAAAAUAGACACUUUGCACCGACAACUUUCUUCUUUGCUUGCUCAGCUUCUUUCUCCAUAAUGCAAUGAACAAAUUGCAACAGAUUCACCAACACAGAUGUCCAGAAUACUGUGGAAUAAUGAGAUGAAAACAGAGCUAUUGUGUAUUGACCUCAAUGAUGUCCGAAUACUUCCAUUUCAAUGAUUGACGUCACGCGCAUACGUCAACCCUCAGAGGCAUUUCGAACCGGAAGUUUAGCGGGAAAUUUAAAAUUGCACUUUAUAAGUUAACCCGGCCGUAUUGGCAUGUGUUGCAAUGUUAAGAUUUCAUCAUUGAUAUAUAAACUAUCAGACUGCGUGGUCGGUAGUAGUGGCUUUCAGUAGGCCUUUAAUAACCCAUUCAUGUUCCUAAUACCAAUUAAUGUCGGGCGUAUCCAUAUUUUUAGCCUCUUCCAAAUUAAUCCCCCUCCUCUUCCAGUCUUAAAACCGCCCUCUUCCGGUCUUAUGUCCUUCCGGGAUAAGUACCGCCCUCUUCAGGGUUAAGCUACGCUCCCUGACACGUGGCCCCCUUAGAACCCAUCACUACAGAGAAGGCCUAAACGUGGUCACUGGCCAUUAUUGUUUCUGUAUUUGUAUUUAGUGCAUACAUGUACGCAUAUAUGUCGUGUAGAAGAUGACACAUUGUUAGUAAUUGUUUGUACCUGGAUACAUUAGGCUGAGCGCACUUUAUCGCGUCUUGUGCUAGCUUAGUUUAGCUUGUUAGCUGCUAACAAAGAGACGCGGACGUUAUCAACACAUCGCUAAGUAGGGAUCAAAUGUGAGUGUAAAGUGUUGUGAUUGUGAAAAUGUGCGAAAGAACGAUAGCAAAGUAUGAGGAGGAACUUUGUCCAACAAAAGAGAAGGAGCGACAACAUCAACUACUUGACGCUGUUUUCAAGAAACAUCAAGUUGUGUUACACAGAACAGACGUCCAGCAGCCCCCCCACAUUAAAGAGGAAGAAGAGUAUCCACAGCACCCCCACAUUAAAGAGGAAGAAGAGGAUCCACAGCUCUCUCACAUUAAAGAGGAAGAGGAGGGUACACAUCCCCCUCACAUUAAAGAUGACGGGGAGGAAGUGUUGAUCACUCAGGAGGGAGAGUGUCUUCUAGGGCAGGAGGAGGAUGAUCUCACCAAGUUUCCACUGACUGUUGUCUCUGUGAAGACUGAAGAGCAUGAAGACAAACCACCUGAGUCCUCACAGCUUCAUCACAGACCAAACGUCCAGCAGCCCCCCCACAUUAAAGAGGAAGAAGAGUAUCCACAGCCCCCCCACAUUAAAGAGGAAGAAGAGGAUCCACAGCUCUCCCACAUUAAAGAGGAAGAGGAGGGUACACAUCCCCCUCACAAUAAAGAUGACGAGGAGGAAGUGUGGAUCACUCAGGAGGGAGAGUGUCUUCUAGGGCAGGAGGAGGAUGAUCUCACCAAGUUUCCACUGACUGUUGUCUCUGUGAAGACUGAAGAGCAUGAAGACAAACCACCUGAGUCCUCACAGCUUCAUCACAGUCCAAACGUCGAGCAGCCCCCCCACAUUAAAGAGGAAGAAGAGUAUCCACAGCACCCACACCUUGAAGAGGAGGGUACACAUCCCCCUCACAUUAAAGAUGACGAGGAGGAAGUGUGGAUCACUCAGGAGGGAGAGUGUCUUCUAGGGCAGGAGGAGGAUGAUCUCACCAAGUUUCCACUGACUGUUGUCUCUGUGAAGACUGAAGAGCAUGAAGACAAAUCACCUGAGUCCUCACAGCUUCAUCACAGUCCAAAUAUUCCUGAUUACGCUGGGCUUCACCCGACCUGUUACCAGCGGUUCAUUGAUAAGAAGCGUUUGGAUUCUGCCGAAAAACUGGCCAAACGGCUGGAUGUGGGUCAAGAUGAGUCUGUGGCAUCGGACAACGCUUCAGGCUCGACAAGUGACAUUCCAAAGAAAAGACUAAGAUCGGAGACGGGCCUGCCUAUCGGUUCUGCUGGCCCGGUGCUCCCUGCCAUUUGUAUCAUUUGCAAGAGAACGGACAAGAGAGUUUUUGUGAGAGGCAAACGGCAGAGGGACCAACUUUCACAGGCAAAAACGUUUUCAGCAGGCCAGUUGUUGAACGCUGCCAGGAUAAAGCAAGACAGUAGCCUUCUCUUGCAUAUUGAAGACAGAGACUGUGUGGCCAUGGAGGUGCGGUACCACAAGUCCUGUUACAGACAGUACACCAGGUUCUUGACAAAGUCUGAUGUAACAGUAACUGGAACCGCAGGUGAAAAAGUAAGUGAACCAACCUUUGAUGCCAGCUACAACAUAUUCUGCGAGAGGAUCAUCCGCCAAAGGAUCAUUGUUAAUCAGGAGGUGCUGAGAAUGAACGAGCUACGACGAAUGUUUUUAAAUACGGUGCAAAACCAUGAAGAUUGUGAUGCUUCAAACUACAGGCAGGAUCAAUUAAAGACAAGGCUAAUUCUGGACUUUCCCCAACUGGUGUUUCACUGCUUUGGCAAGGGCAACAUCUGCGAACAGGUUUUUGUUGAGACAUUGUCUGCAGAUAAGCUGAUAGACAGGCUACCUCAUCCAUCAGGUACAGACACAACUGAGUCAACUGAAGUAAGCAAAGGUGAAAGUGACAACAGCUGGGACGCAAACUACUGAGAACACGAGGACACUUUAUAUUGCAGCUACUAUGUGACUCUCCCGGUAUGACGUGCCCCCGGCCACCCACAUCAGAUGAUUUUAAAUGUGUCCGAUGCAAAAUCUGUUGUGCCACUUGAACGGUACAAUGUUAUUGCUUGGAUUGUAGGUGCAACAGAGGAACCAACAUUCAACAUUCAAGAUCAACAUUAGCCUGUUAUGUUGAUAUUCCACAAGAUGUGAUCCUAAAUGUGAUAUCUGUUUGUCAAGACAUUAUGUAUCUUGCAUCUAGUUAAAUACUUUAAAAAUAAAAUGUGAGGUUACAGUGCACUUGACCUUAAAAUUGUUUUAAUAAUCAUAGUUUGAGUUUGUGCCAAAUUUGAGGAAAAUCUAUCAAAUAAUAAUUGAGAUAUGGCUUUAACAAUGUGCAAAGUUAAGACAAAAUAAUAAAAAAUGCUCAAGACCUGCUGUGACAUCAACACAUUGUUUUUGUUCAUGUAAAUAUUGUUUUAUACCAUAUUGUUUACAGAUUCUAAACUGUAAUGCAGUGUUUGUUGUAUUUCCAUUUUUCGGCAUUAUUCAAUAUUUUGAUUGAUGUCAGCCAUUUUGGGCCAAAGUGUUCAUUUUAUUUUAUUUUUUACUUCCUCUUAUAACACAGUAUCUACUGAAAUUUUUAAUGUGUAAAACAUCAUUGUUUAGCAAAAUGUACAAUGUGUUUGUUCAAUUGUACAGGUUGCUAUUCACUUAUUUUGAAGCGUUUUGUUCAUUUUUUUUGUAUGUUUCAUGGUUUA
Molecule: messenger RNA, 5198 nt
Organism: Entelurus aequoreus (snake pipefish)
Lineage: Eukaryota; Metazoa; Chordata; Actinopteri; Syngnathiformes; Syngnathidae
Product: involucrin-like
Exons: 8
Coding region: 2617-4428 (603 amino acids)
Source: RefSeq, a predicted model, not a curated record